AUGAAGGACCAAUCACCAAACAGCAGCAGCAACGACAAUGGCUUUGCUCUCCGAAACUCCUUGGGACUUCCCAUUGAUGCGAGCACACAACCGCCCAUUGCCUCACCACGAGGCGCUCCAUUGCGAAGACAAGAAAUCCUCAACAUCAUUCACGACGUUCUGGCCAUACUGGACGAUGACGAUGAGUUUGGUGACGACAUUUCCAUGCCUUCAUCAUCGGAUACAAGGAACGUUCCUUGCGGAGGCGCCGAUGACAGACAGUAA
This is a messenger RNA of Seminavis robusta, 264 nucleotides long. The record is from the annotation of a GenBank genome assembly. Lineage: Eukaryota; Bacillariophyta; Bacillariophyceae; Naviculales; Naviculaceae.